This is a messenger RNA of Maniola jurtina (meadow brown), 5128 nucleotides long. RefSeq lists its product as uncharacterized. The record is from RefSeq and is a predicted model, not a curated record. The transcript has 23 exons. Lineage: Eukaryota; Metazoa; Arthropoda; Insecta; Lepidoptera; Nymphalidae. The coding region runs from base 325 to 4587 and encodes 1420 amino acids.
GAUGAUUUCGGCUCGGUCAUCGGUGUCAGCAUAUCUAUGGAAAAUUAGCGAUGCAUGUCGUCGGUGUGAUUCGCUCAUACUACUCUCCCAUUGUCAGUCCCCCCCUUGAUGUAAUUUAACUGAAUUAUGGUGUAGAAAUGCCCACAAUAUAGUUUUGACUGGCCAGUGAUGCGCCCGUGGUACCAUUACACCAUAGUGGACAUAGACUGUUAUCCUGAAGUGUUGUUUGUAAGUGCUACGACAAGCUACGGAACGUAGACGCCUUUGCUGAAAGCUCAAGACCUUAUGUGCGGUCGGUGACGUAAGGAAGAAGACAGCAAGAAGAUGAAGCCCCGAGGGGCGAGCGUCAUGCACGCCUUUACUGCCCUGACUAUGCUCACUAUGGCCAACGCCCAAACAACAUGCAACCAAGGGAUGGGGCGGGUAAUGUACGAAAGAUUACCAAAUCAGCAGCUGCACGGAUUCGAUGAUGAUGUAAUACGAGAAACAGCACCGCCAUUUCGGGUAUUAGAAAAAUGUCAGGACCUAUGUCUCAGGGAUCGUUCCGGUAACAGUCUGGUCAGGACGUGCAACUCGAUAGACUUUCAGCCUGGAGCUCGCAUUGCAGCCUUUAGCCCUGAACCCGAGUACGAGGAAUCAACGUGCUAUUUGACGAGAGAACAGGCCGCUCCGGAGGGCAUUGGCACCCUCAUGAUUGUGCCCAACAGUGUGCAUUUCAAUGAGAUCUGUCUGACGUCCAAUCGUCCAGAACGAGAAUGCCCAUCCCGUCGCUAUGUGUUCGAACGUCAUGCUCGAAAGCGCUUGAAGCUACCACCGUCAGAUCUCAAGGAAAUCAUGGUUACCAACAGAACCGAGUGCGAGGAUAAAUGUUUAGGCGAAUUCAGCUUUGUAUGCCGAUCGGCGACUUACGAUUCCGCCUUACGAACAUGUUCUCUAAGCAGAUUUACUAGAAGAACACACCCUGAACUGUUAGAGGAUGAUCACAAUGCCGAUUAUUUGGAAAAUACUUGUUUGAAUGCUGAACGCCGAUGUGACGGAUUAGCUGUCUUCAUAAAAGAGGAAAACAAAAGACUUGGAGGACCUUUUGAAGCUGAUGUCUUCUCGAAUAUGACUCUGGACGAGUGUCAAUCAAUGUGUGUUCGAGCUGAAAAAUAUUUCUGUCGAUCCAUCGAACACGACGCAAUGACGAAGCAAUGCGUCCUCUCGGAAGAAGAUUCUGUUUCUCAAAAAGACGACGUAACCGUCAGUGCAUCACCCACACACCACUUCUACGACCUCGUUUGUUUAGAUAAUCUCUCUCAUCGGGUGACAGCUCGUGGGACCGAGUACCCGGACAACAGUGUGACGUCACACCUGUUCUCGCCCGGAAGAAGACCGGAUACCGCCUUCCAGAGGUACCGGAACAGCCGGAUCACCGGCGAGUUUCAUUCCGAAAUAACCGGACGAUCGCUCAGCGAGUGUUUGGACGAGUGUCUGAGGCAAACGAGUUUCCAGUGCAGGUCCGCCGUGUACAGUGAUCGCGCAAGGACUUGCAGACUCAGCAGAUACAACCAAAAGGAUGGCAUGCGACUGUUGUAUGAUCCAGACUUCGAUUACUAUGAAAAUCUAAUGCAUCAGCUAGUAAGUGGAGAAAACGAGGCUGGGGGAACAGCAGGAGGAUCAAAAUCGUCUUGGGGGUCUAAUUCAUCAGGUGGUAGUAAAGGCGGAGAUCGAGAUCGGGAUCGGGAUCGGGAUAGGGACCGGGACAGGUAUCCACCCGACGUAGAUCGUUAUCCGGAUGACGACCGGUACUACGAGGACGAUCGUUACCCGCCACGGCCCGACCGGUACCCAGACGACCGGUAUCCGAUCGGCCCUGAACCUUAUCCUGAUAGAUACCCCGGUGAUCGCGACCGGUAUCCAGCAGACAGAUACCCGGACGAUAGAUACCCUCCUGGCGUUGGACCGGAUAGAUUCCCAGUAGACCGCUACCCUCCACCGAUCGACCAGUAUCCGCCAGGCGUCGACAACAGAUACCCAGCGUACCCUGGUGGCAGAUACCCAGUAGGAGACCGAUACCCAAUUGACGGCGGACGGCUUCCUUAUGAUCCACCGAAUGACAUUGGUGGCAGAUACCCAACAUCAGAUCGGUACCCUGUCAGUAGAUACCCUAUUGACGUUUAUCCGGACAGAUUUUCUCCAGACCGAUACCCAGCAGACAGGUAUCCGGCACCAGAGAGGAGGCCGAUGAGGCCAUGGUCCAGCAGAUAUCCUGAUCGAUACAAUCAGGACCGGUUUUCUGGCUCUAGCGAUUGGGGUCGCUACCCGUACGGGCAGUACCCUGUUGGCGUGAAUCGAGAUCCUGUACCUUUGGGUGGUGACCGCUAUCCUGAUAUGUAUGAUAAAUAUCCGCCGACCGGAUCAUCAUAUCCUGGUUAUGGACGAGGUGGUUAUUAUGGCCAAGACUACCCAGCCGUAGACAGAUACCCGACUGAAGACCGAUAUCCUGAUAGAGGAGUUCGUCCUGGAGCAGACAGAUACCCUGUUGAACCAAGGCCUCCAUUUGGAUCAAGAAGGCCUGUCGAAAGACCAGGUGGUUAUCGUGGAAGCUAUCCACCACCAGCAUUAGAUAGACCCAUAGGUGGUUACGGUGGUUACGAACCAGAUGGACCAAUACCUCCCGUUGGUAUUCCAGUAAAUUCUCCGGUUGGUGGUGUUUUAGGUGGUCAUAUCGGAGGACCAAUAGGGGGACCAAUAGGUGGUCCUAUUGGAGGACCGAUUGGUGGGCCAAUUGGCGGCCCCAUUGGUGGCAGACCUCCUAUUGCCCCAAGGCCAUGGCAAGGUUCUAGGUGUGAAGAAGAAAGCUUCAGACAAGUUGGCAGGCAACGUAUGCAACGGAGAUUUGUACGUCGUUUCACAACAGCUCAAUCUUUGGCACAUUGCCAACGGGAAUGUAUUGAAGCUCGCGAUUUUAUUUGUCGGUCAUUCAACUACAGGGAUGUAGGUUACGGAGCCGAACCACGUGACAAUUGUGAACUUAGUGAUCGUGAUACUCGGGAAUUGGAUGCAGCCAAUCCAGCUCAUUUUGAUAAUACAGCAAACGAUUACGAUUUUUAUGAAAGAGCACUUGGAAGAAGCGCUGACGAUUGUUUAGAUGUAUCACAAGUAUGUAACGAAGAUGGAAUGGAAUUUACUCUCCGAUUACCAGAAGGUUUCUAUGGACGCAUGUACACUUAUGGCUUCUAUGACCGAUGUUUCUUCCGCGGUAAUGGUGGCGUUUCUAACGUACUGAGAAUUACUGGAGCACAUGGUUAUCCUGAGUGUGGUACACAGCGGUACGGCGAUACAAUGACGAACAUUGUAGUUGUACAAUUCAGUGACAAUGUUCAGACAUCGAGAGAUAAACGGUUCAAUUUGACUUGUUUAUUCAGAGGACCCGCUGAGGCUGUUGUAACAUCGAAUUAUAUUGGAGCUGGGUCUGGAAGUCCAAUACCGAUUGAAUAUUUGCCAGAGGAAAGUUCAUUGAACUCAAAGGUCAGACUGCUAAUCCUGUAUCAAGGCAGACCGACCACGACGAUCGCCGUGGGAGAUCCUUUGACAUUUAGACUUGAAGCUCAAGAUGGAUAUAAUUAUGCCACGGAUAUAUUUGCUACGAAUGUAAUCGCCAGAGAUCCUUAUUCGGGACGUUCGGUUCAACUUAUAGAUAGAGUCGGAUGCCCAGUGGAUCCGGACGUUUUCCCAGAAUUAGACAAGGGACGCAACGGUGACUCGCUGGAAGCUAGAUUCAACGCAUUUAAGAUUCCCGAGUCGAACUUCUUAGUAUUUGAAGCGACCGUUAGAACGUGUAGAGAUGGAUGCCAGCCCGCUUAUUGCCCGAGCCACACCGGCCGAUCCGAGCCUUCCUUUGGCCGUCGACGAAGAGACGUCAACUCUACGAUUGAAGCUGAAAAGAAUAACACAACUGAAACUGUGAAACCAGAUGAAGAUGCAACGAACAAAACUGACAAUAAGAGCGAAGCAUCUGUGUACAAGAUCUCAUACGAAGAGGCAACUGUCGACAAAUAUCUGAAGGACGAAGUUGAAACUCCGAGUCAUGUUCGAAAGAUGAUUGAGGUGUUCGACAACCGUAACGAGAUGAUAGAAGAAAAUGGCCCGGCGGACUCGGCGCCUGUAGUGGCCGCGGUAGGCGUAUGCGUGUCGCCCUACCACUACCGCGCCGUACUCGUCGCUCUGUGCGUUCUUCUGUCGCUUCUGUUGGCUAUGCUGACCGCUGCACUGUAUAUUUACAAGCGGUAUUGGCGCGUGUUACGCAAGAAUAUUGAGGUGACGUCGGCGCCCAUGCACCGGGCAGCUGCGCCUGCGCCGCGUCCUACGCGCCCUUCUCUGUUCUCCGCCUCACAUCUACAUAAACCGUUCUCUUUAAGUGGUCUGGGAAGAAACUUCUCCGAAAUAGGCGAGGAAGCGGGGUCGUCAGGACGUUUGGCGAACGCAUUUGACGACGGCAGUGAACCAAUUUACACAGACCCCUCACUCUUUGAACGGUCUAGGUCUCUCCGAUCGCUGCAUUCACUGGACUUGAAACCCGAUCGUCGUGAACAUCACGCAUGAAAAUAUGAACUACCCUCACUUAAGAAUUCUCAGCCUGCAUUGCGGAAUAAUACUGCGUUGAUUUAAAUUGUAGUAUGGAAUAAACAAAAAGCGACCUUAAUGUAACGAAAUAGGGUUUUAUCUUGUAUACUAAAUAUGUUUAAUAUUGUUAUUAUUUCGUAAUGCCAGUUUGCUAUAAUAUUUAACUUUCAAUCAAAUAAAUGUCUAAAUUCUUGACUAACUAAAUAAAUAAUAAUUUAGUCUUAACUGUCUAAAUGUGCUCAGUUUCUAAUCCAUCCAAAGAUCUUUUAUUUUUAUUGUAAUUUGUAGUACAUAAUAUUAUUUUUUACUCAAUUUCUUAAUUCUAUUCUAUUUAUAAAGAUUUAUUGUAAGUCAGUACUAAUAAAUAAAAGUCUUUUACAGUGAUUACGCAAAUCUUUUAUUUCUCAAUUGAAAGCUUUGCCCAGCAUAGCAAUAUUUGCUAUUUAAAAAUAGAUAUUUUUAUGAAGAGAGAUUUAAUUAGUAAGAACUAGUACUCUUUUUUGAUUUUAAUAGUCAGCUA